UCUUCAUCUGGAUCCUUCCUCAUUCCACUGUUCGAGGAACCCACCGCCUCAUCUUAUUCUUCCUCAACCCUCUGUGUGAGUGUCUCCUCUUCUAUCACCUCCUUGCUUUCGCCCAGUUAUCCACCGCCUCAGCCUUUCCACCGCUUAUCAUCGUUUUUCUACAGUUCUGUCGCCUUUCAUUUUCUCUUCUCUGCUUCACACACGACCUUCAGCACGGUUGAGGCGCCAGAAAAGGAUCGACUACAAGAUCGAAGGUCGGGAUCGACUGCAACUGUUGGCCGUCUUCCUCCGCCACUGAAGUGACAGAUGUUGCAGCGCGUUUCAUCUGGGUUUAGGGCUUCGAAUCGAUUGCUUCGAUGUCCACCAUCAGCUUCCACAUCCAACGCUAUUGGCUAAUCUGUAUACCAAAAGUAAGUAUUUUGCUUUCACGGUAACAAAUCCUUCCCUCGGUUUGUAUACAACCGGUGUCUCUUACCCUGCAUAUACAACCGGUGUCUCUCUGGAACGCAUCCAUGGAUACCAUCAUCGACUUCUUCUCUGAUACUUCUCCACUGCUUCUCCGCUUCUCUAUGUUUCGUGCCUCUAAGGCUAUGUGCCGUUCGGGAGGGAGGAGUCGUCUUCUCUUUUCUAGCACUACAUGAACUGACGGUGGUGUAUGUAUGAAUGUUUGCCGCAGGUAAUUGGAAAAAGGCGAGGUUCACAGCAGCAAUUGGGGAAUCCUUCUUUUCAGAUGUUUUGGCUCUGUUCUCUCAGUUGCUUCAACUAUUGAAUUCCUCUCAUCUACUUCUUCUACCUUCUAUCUGGUCUAGAAGUAACAAAGGAAAUUGUGUGGUGGAAGAGUGCAAUGGACUAAUGGUGCAACCACAUAAGGCUAUUGUUGGUGCUAAUGCUUUUGAUCAUGAAACUGGAAUCCAUCAGGAACUUAAUGAUCUUUUUUGGGGAUUUAAAUUCAUAGUUGAAAUGAAAAAGGUUAUAAUUGGUGAUGAUUUAGAAGCAUUGGUAUCAGAUGAGGCAUUCCGGCCUCAAUUCUCUUAUCCAUUUAUUCCUCAUUUGGAAACAUCUACAACCUGCCCUUUCAUCAGUUACAGCCAGAGGCACAGGCAACAUCUUAAUAGGAUUGUUGAAUUCACAUUCAAUGGAAUUGCUAUAAGGAGUAUGAAGAGUUAAUUGAGGUGUUAAGGGAGGUGCUAAAGAUGCUACACCAUUUCCUACCUUGUGCUAAGGAGGGUGCUAAGAAAGAGUUGUUGGAUUACGUGUCUAAGCUCAUAACUAUCAUUGAUAUAUACUUGAAUUGAUAUAUACUUGAAUUGAUAGUAGCACAAUCCUUUUUGGGUUGCCCUCAAGACUUGCAAUAGACAGGAUGAUUUUGGAGAUGGAGUUUGAUUUAUUAAUUUGAUUAAUAAAUUGAAAUAAGUAAUUU
Molecule: messenger RNA, 1420 nt
Organism: Lactuca virosa
Lineage: Eukaryota; Viridiplantae; Streptophyta; Magnoliopsida; Asterales; Asteraceae
Source: the annotation of a GenBank genome assembly